Molecule: messenger RNA, 656 nt
Organism: Colossoma macropomum (tambaqui)
Lineage: Eukaryota; Metazoa; Chordata; Actinopteri; Characiformes; Serrasalmidae
Product: cytochrome c oxidase subunit 5A, mitochondrial-like
Exons: 5
Coding region: 76-501 (141 amino acids)
Biological process (GO): mitochondrial electron transport, cytochrome c to oxygen
Cellular component (GO): mitochondrial inner membrane
Source: RefSeq, a predicted model, not a curated record
CCGGCUCAGACGGACGAUUCCUUUACGAGUCGAACAUCGCCAGUCUGAUCCAAAUUGGUCUCUCGCUCCGGCAACAUGCUGCCCGCUGCUCUCCGCAUCUCAGCCGCCGGUAUCAGAAGUUUAGCACGGACACGGCCUUCUUACUCAGCCUUGGUAGCCUCUCGAUGCUACUCCCAUGCCAAAGCAGAGACAGAUGAGGAGUUUGAUGCUCGCUGGGUGACUUACUUCAGCAAGCCCGACCUUGAUGCCUGGGAGCUGAGAAAAGGCAUGAACACUCUGAUUGGUUAUGACCUGGUCCCUGAGCCUAAGAUCCUGGACUCUGCUUUGAGAGCCUGCAGGAGGUUGAAUGACUUGGCCAGUGCAGUCCGCAUUCUAGAGGCUGUCAAGGACAAAUCAGGGCCACAUAAAGAGAUCUACCCAUACGUGAUCCAAGAGCUUCGCCCCACCCUUACUGAGUUGGGUAUCUCUACCCCAGAGGAACUGGGGAUCGAUAAGGCCUAAACACCCUCAUUCAGGACAUGUCUCCUGAUUUAUCUGACGAGGUUGUUUAAAGCACUUAAGUUUCUGCCUUGUUCUUUAUGUCCGAUGUUCAUAAAGCCCUGUGCUGUCCUGUCAUGUAUAAAAAUUAUGGACCUAAUAAACAGAGCAAUAUCUAA